Messenger RNA from Phoenix dactylifera (date palm), 2735 nucleotides. RefSeq names its product Translation elongation factor EF1A/initiation factor IF2gamma family protein. Lineage: Eukaryota; Viridiplantae; Streptophyta; Magnoliopsida; Arecales; Arecaceae. The record is from RefSeq and is a predicted model, not a curated record. Gene Ontology annotation, molecular function: GTP binding; GTPase activity.
ACGGAGUUAGAAUUCGUCGUCCGAUCCGAUCAUGGAGUUUGCGUUCUAAGCGGACUCUGCUUUCCUUCCCUUAAUCAUAUGCACCGGCGAGAUGGGAACGGGACACAAGCGGAGUGGAGCUGCCGAGUCCAUCGUUCUGCGAGGGAUUUUGCGUUAUAAAAGUAGGAGAAGAAGAGAAAUAAAUCAAUCGCUCUCCGCUCUUCUCAUCCCGAUCGUUCCCUAAUCCAGGAAGAAAGAAAGGGGAGGGGGGGGGGGGGGGGGGUCCAGAUUCGUUUCUCCUGCGAAGGCAUUCGAACCGAUUCGUUUGAGGAGUGAUUCGGGAGCAGAGAUCAGGGUGGAGAAAGAGAGGAUUAGGAAAAAUGCCUCGAAAAGUUAAUCAUGGACUUGACUAUGAUGAAGACUAUGAUGCAUACGAUGAUUAUGAUGAUUAUGACUACGAUUAUGGUGCAGACGGCAAUGAUUAUGAAAAUGAUAAUGGUAUGCAAGGAGAUGGAAACUCAUCUCAACAAGGCACUAAAGUUAGCAGACCUCGGAUAUGGCAGUGCUCCAUUUGUACGUAUGAUAAUGAUGAGAGUUCAUUGUCUUGUGAGAUAUGUGGAAUUAUCCGCGAUUGCUCUGCCAACUUUGACAACAAUGAUAAAGAUAAAGCUAUUGACAUGUCCAAAAGUUCAGAAGCAUCUAUAAUGGGCAAGUCCAAUCUUACACAAGUGCCUUCUGCACCGCUCCAAACAGAAAUAACUUCUGUUGGUUUUCCAAGUAAAAAAGCUAGCAAGUCAUUUGGGAAAGUUCACGAGGUGCAGUCAGUUUCUGCCAGGGCAGCCUCCAGCUUCAACGAAGAGGGGAUAGCUGUAUCUAGUGAAAUAACUGACAAUUCAUCUUUUUCAUUGUCUAAAGCUUCCAGGGAUGUUGAAGAUGCAACAAAAAGUCUAGCCAGCAACCUAGACCAUUUGAAGCUGAAUAAUAAUACUAUGAAUAGUAAAAAAGCACCUUCACGCACUCCAUACAAGUCAGAGAAAUGGAUGUUCCAGGACCAAGAGCAAGGAAUUCUGAGCCAGUUAAAUCUUGCAAUAGUUGGUCAUGUUGAUUCUGGAAAAUCAACUCUCUCUGGGAGAUUGCUCUAUCUUUUGGGACGAAUAUCGAAGAGAGAAAUGCACAAGUAUGAGAAGGGGGCGAAAGAAAUGGGAAAAGGAUCAUUUGCCUAUGCAUGGGCAAUGGAUGAAAGUUAUGAAGAGAGGGAGCGGGGUAUAACAAUGACAGUGGCUGUUGCAUAUUUUGACUCAAAGAAAUAUCGCAUUGUUUUGCUGGACUCCCCUGGCCACAAAGAUUUUGUCCCAAAUAUGAUAUCUGGUGCUACACAAGCAGAUGCAGCUGUUCUUGUUGUUGAUGCAUCUGUUGGGUCCUUCGAAGCAGGUAUGGAUGGUAAUGGUGUUGGACAGACAAGGGAGCAUGCCCAACUUAUCAGAAGUUUCGGUGUUGAGCAAAUUAUUGUUGCUGUUAAUAAGAUGGAUAUGGUUGGAUACUCAAAGGAAAGAUUUAAUUUCAUAAAAUUGCAACUCAGCUCCUUUCUACGGUCUCGUGGAUUCAAGGAUUCAUCAGUGACUUGGAUACCUAUUAGUGCCAUGGAAAACCAGAAUUUGGUCGAAGCUGCUUCCGAUGUGCGUUUUUCUGGCUGGUAUCAAGGACUAUGUCUGUUGGAUGCGAUAGAUUCUCUGCAGCCUCCUCUAAGGGAUUUUUCAAAGCCACUUAUUCUUCCUAUAUGUGAUGUCAUCAAGUCACAAUCCAUGGGACAAGUGGCAGCUUGCGGGAAACUAGAGACAGGAGCUAUUCGACAUGGUUCAAAGGUUCUAGUAAUGCCUUCAGGGGAUUUAGCUACAGUACGAUCUAUCGAGCGAGAUUCUAGUACAUGCAGUGUAGCAAGAGCUGGUGACAAUGUAGCUGUCAGCUUACAGGGCAUCGACUCAGGUCUCGUGAUGCCUGGUGGAGUGCUCUGUCAUCCUGAUUUCCCUGUUCGUGUAGCAACCCGUUUGGAACUGAAGAUCCUUGUCUUGGACAAUGCAGCACCUAUUCUAAUUGGAUCUCAGGUCGAAUUUCAUAUACAUCAUGCAAAAGAAGCUGCAAGGGUGGUAAAGAUAUUGUCGUUGCUGGACCAGAAGACUGGGCAGGUCUCUAGAAUGGCACCACGGAUUCUUAAAGCCAAACAAAGUGCUGUAAUAGAGGUUGCACUUGAUGGGGCAGUAUGUGUGGAAGAAUAUUCCAAAUGCCGGGCUCUUGGAAGGGCAUUUUUGCGAUCUUCAGGAAGCACCAUUGCGGUUGGUGUUGUUACCCGGGUACCUGAGCCAGAUUUGUAGCUCCUUGAGCAGCAUCUGUUAAUAAACAUGGCGAACUCAUGGAAAUUGCCAAAACCACCAUCAUAUAUGCACAAGAACCAUGGUUCUUCAGAGACGCAAAAAAAAAAAAAGAAAAAAAAAGAAAAAGAGAGAGAGAGAGAGAGAGAGUAUGCAGUCCCCCACAAAGGCUACAGGCAGUUUUGGCUUGUUUUUGGUAUUUGUAGAUUUAUGUCAUGUAUGUUAGCAGAAGUUGUAAUAUAUGGUCCUUACACUUUUUAUAGUUCCAUGUGCUUGAGCUGCUACUAAAUUUAUUACUAGAUUUUUAACUGAGUUGGUGGGGGAUUGUAGAGGCAUUGUAAUUCGGUUAUUUAUAUAGUUUUAUUCGUUGUCUUAUCUUUUCUGAUUUCA